Molecule: messenger RNA, 3612 nt
Organism: Stegastes partitus (bicolor damselfish)
Lineage: Eukaryota; Metazoa; Chordata; Actinopteri; Pomacentridae
Product: consortin-like
Exons: 11
Coding region: 609-1700 (363 amino acids)
Biological process (GO): positive regulation of Golgi to plasma membrane protein transport
Cellular component (GO): plasma membrane; transport vesicle; trans-Golgi network
Molecular function (GO): connexin binding
Source: RefSeq, a predicted model, not a curated record
GAGGGACGGAGGACGGAUGACAGAGUGAGGUUUGUGCGGAUCCUGCUGCAGGACGAAAACACCGAGACGCUGUUCGGAGGCGUCGAUGUUCAGCCGGAAAGCUCCUCCAGCUCUUGCUGGAGACGAGGAACGGAGGCUCCACUGAAUUCUGCGUUUAAAAGCGAAGAGAAAAAGCAACAAUAAACCGCGCAGGGCUGCAAAAAGCCUGCAAGUGCUGGGAACUACAUCCUCCACAACCCUGCCGUCGUGUGCUGUGGUGAACAUUUCAAACGUCUCUGUUCUUGGCCACCCAGGAGAGGAGAUGGAGGAUUAAAUCACAUGCUCUGCCAAAAGUGAUCACAAACCAAACCUGCUGAGACUUCGCUCUCCUGAGUUCAAGGCUCUCUUCAAUCUUUUCCCGGAGCUUAAAGCGGCACAAACUUUCCCAAGUAAUUUGCUUAUCUCUCCUAAAAGGAAGUACUUUGAUAAAGGUCAGACGCAAUUAAUGUUUUUCCAGUGAGGGCCUGGAAAAAAAAAAAGAAGAAAGAGAGACCCGACCAUAACCCACUGGAGGGUCUUAGCAGCUUUUGAGGAACCUGGAGGAGAAAACUGCUGCAGUGGCAGAGGUGAUGGGUAACAAAAACACCAGCCCACCUAAAGGUCCUGAAACUGGGGAUACACAAAAAGAAGAGGGGUUGUUCAUCGAUAGUGCCACAGGGAGCGUCUCCAGAGAUGGAGCGCAGGGCCUCAGUCCCGAGCUGCUGGCCUCGCUGCAGUCCCUCGGAGAAAACAGCGACUACACGCUGCUGCCACACUCUCUGCACCAGAUUGCAGAGGCCUACUCGCUCAAAGAGGACUACCAGUGGGCCAUCCAGUUCCUCCAGUUAGAGAAGCUCUACCACGAACGCCUGCUCUCCAACCUCGCCGCCCUGCAGGAGAACUGGGAAAGCCAGUGGAGCGAGAGGAAGGACUCGGAGAGCAGUUUGCCCAACGAGCCUGAUACCAUCAGUCAGAAACACAUCGAGACGCUGAGCCAGAUCUGCAGAACUCACCUCAGACCAUCCAUCAGUGUGGAUCAGAACAAGCUGAACACAAUGCUGAAGGACAUCCAGACCAAGAAUGAGACACUACAAAAAGCACAUUGUAAUGAAGAAAAAGAGCAAAACCUGAACUCAGAGUCGCCACAGACGGGCCACGAGGACGAGGACGGAGGAGAGGAGGAGACAUAUGAGGAAGGACAGGAAGUAGAAGAGGAGGAGGAGCAGUGUGAGGACACUCCGGAGGAGGAGGAGGUGAAGGUGGAGUGGCCGACAGGAGUCCCUCAGGCCUCUGACAAGGACCUGGCCAAACUGUCCCACUCAGACGGGAACUCCUCUCCGGAUGGUUUGGUCUCUAUUCUGAAGAGGAGAAGAGCGUCGUUGGAUGGUUUGCCUCCCCCGAACAAUACUGAGACUAAACAGAGCUCCAAACGCAAAGUUCGCUUCAGUGAGCCAGAUGACGGCAUUGAGCAAGAUGAGGUAGGCGGAGACUCCUGCCUCAUCCUGCUGCUGCUGUGUCUGGUGACGGUGGUGAUCAGCAUCGGAGGCACCGCGCUCUACUGCACCCUGGUGGACACUUACUCCAACAUCUGCACCGACUUCACCCACAACGUCGACUUCUACGUCAUGAACGUACGGAGGUUCUUUGAAGGGCUCGGACGCUGGCUUCCCCUCCGGACUUAAAACGCUUUGUUUCACCUGUGUUCAAGACAAGAGCUGCUUUCAGACGUUUGUGCCGUGACGGACCUACCGGGGACCUACAAGCUUUAAUCCGAUGCUGCCAUCCAGAGUUUAAAGCAUCAACAGAGACUGAAACAAGGGGUCUGAAAAGAGCUUGCAACCUUUGUGAAUUAGAUUAAAUGGACUAUAUGGUUUAUGUAUAACUAAAUGGGUGCUUAAAGCAACACCAAACAGUAAAAACUGUCUGAAUUUCUUCACCUCAGAAGAAAAACGUGUGCAUGUUGUGUGAUGUGAUGAGAGUAAAAAAAAAAGAAGAAGAAGAAACUACUUGUUUACUACUGUCUGUGUGGAUGUUAAAGGCACCACACGAGGAGGGCUCACAACUCUCAGCUAUAUUUAUACUGAACCAGAAGACGUAGUUUAUCUAUGUAGUCGUGUUUUCCUCACAGUUGUAGCAGCUGUAACUGUGGAUGAGUCCGUCUUAUUUGUUGCAGAAGCUUUCUUGUUUAAUUUAGACUUAUGCAGAGAGACGCUGUCAAUAGAAUCAAUAGUACAAAUCAUACAUGUGUGAUUGUUUUUUUAAAAAAAAAUAUGUAAUGACUAAUGGGCCAAUGAUGAUCUUUCUUUUCUGUCUUUUAAACUUAAUCCUACCAUCAUCUUUUGACCUGUUAAAGACCCAGAUGUGCUACAUGAGGGCACUGCAUUGGUCUACGCUUAUCAAAGACAGCAUACAAGAGAGCUGCAACUUUUCGACUACUAAGUUAAUCCCCACUUUUGAUAAUUGAUUAAUGGAUUUGAAUAUUUUUUUAAAGAAAAAAAAGUAGAAAUUCUGUGAUUACAGCUUCUGAAAAAUGAAUAUUCUUCUACAGCAGUCAACUGAAUAUAUUUUGACAAAACCAACCAAACCACUAAUCAAGUGAAUAAAUCGACACAUUAAUGAACAACAAUGAAAAUAAUCACUAGUUGCAGCCCUCAAAUGUAGGUGUUUCACAUUUUAAAAAACUGCAAGGAUACAAAAAUGUGAUUAUUUUGUAUAAACACUGAUACAAACAAGCUUUUAUGAUCCUUUUGCUAAAAGUUGUACUUUCAUAACUGUAUGUUUACCUCAAUACAGGUGAUUACUCGUAACAUUCCUCUUCUCAUGUUAUUAUGACCAGUUCAAAGAGAAGCAUUAUCAUGUAUUUGACACUUAGUGCUCUUUUAAAAUCAAGACUUUGCAGCAUAUUACAGACAACAACAAAAAAAAUCAAACCUACCAGCUUAAAACACGGUACAUUUGUGUGACGUUAUCAUCAGUAUGCAAUACAGUGAUAUAAACAGCCGCUCCACAAACUCAGGCACUUCCCCCUGUGUUUAUACUUUUGGUGCUCAGUGUUUUCAUGUUCAUCCUUAUGUAUGUCGCCCUAAACUUUCUGUUUUACAUCACGAUUUGUGGUUAACUCAGUUUUUUCCUUCAGUGUGCAAACAGCUACAUUGCGAUAUUAAAAGAAAGAAUAUUUGCUUAGAUUGUGUGUGCUUUGGACAUCAGAUCACUUAAAAAAAAAAAACAACCAAAAAAACAGGCAUCAUUUUAUCCAAAAAGCAGAGCUUUAUGGACCAACAGUUGUGUUUCCUGGCUGGUUCAAGCAACACAACAGAAAACAAGCCUGUAAACACCACAUUUCAUUAGAAUGGAGACAAUUAAAUUUGACCAGCAUGUUCCUUUAUCCAUUUAUUGCUUUGUACUGAAGUUUUUAUUUCUCCUUUUGAACUCCAGAUGUUUGCAAAGUGACAAAUGUUACCUCUGUGUUGUCACUGUGGAUAUUGUUUACCGACAAGUGUUGCUUUAUGCAAUCCACGUUUUUAGGUUUCGAUAUUUAUGUUCAAUUGUGUCCACAAGGGAAUACAAAAAUCUAUUAAAUAAGAAAUAUUUGCA